AUGGAGCCCCCGCCGUCGCUAUCGUCGGCGGACGAGACGUCGGUGCUCAUCAUGGGCCACCGCGUGGCCUUCCCCGCCGGCAAGAGCCCGUUCCCGGCGCAGCUGGCCUCUCCCACGGGCUCGGGCAAGACGCUGGCGCUGCUGAGCUCGUGCCUCACGUUCCAGCGCGACCACAUGCGGGACGCCAUGGCGACGUACUGCGAGCAGAAGGCGCGGCGUCAGCAGCAACUGCAGCAGCUCAGAGCGCAGGAACGAGCACAGCAACAGCAACAACAAGUGGAACACCAGCAACGAAUGCAACGGAUACGGCAGUGCGAGGACCAGAUGAGAGCUCUGCAGCAGCGGUGGCAGCAGCAGCAGCAGCAGGAGGAGGGGACCGCGAAUCAGAGCCAACAUUCUGCCAACCAGAGCCAAUACGCUACCAGCCAGAACCAAUUCACGGCCCAGUACAACGCCGGUCAGAUCCACUUCUCCGCCGGUCAGAGCCAAUACGCAGCCAGUCAGAGCCAAUGCACAGCCAGUCAAGCUUCGGCCUGGGACGAUGACGCUUUCGGCCUCUUGCAACGCAGCGUCAAGAGGUUUAAGCGGGAGGACGGCACGACCCCGGUGGUUAUCGACCUUACUAAUGACGACCCGUGUGCAUUGCUCGACCAAGAGACUCAGCUGGAUUCGCAGCAACUGGAACAUGAUCAAGAGAUGAAGGAGGAGGAUGCGGAGCAGCAACAGAGGCAGGAGCUAGAGGUGGAGCGGGGGACGCAAACCGAGGAGCAGCCUGUACUUGGACCCAAUGAUCUUGAGAAGGACGAACCGCCGCUUGUAAACGAUGAACCUACGCUGGUGAAUGAAAAGUGCCAGGCGCUAAGGAUGGAAAAGGAGCGUCGACGAACUGCUGGAGACAUGGAAGACGAGGGUGGGUGUCCUUUCAGUCAAACGAGUUUCAGUCGACUGCGAGCGCGCGCGCCGCAGGUCUGGGACAUUGAAGAUAUUACCAAGGAGGCAUCGACGUGCGAUGAGUGCGCAUACUUCUUUUCGAAGAGUGCUCUCGAAGAAGCGCAUAUUGUUUUCUGCCCCUACAAUUACGUCCUGGAUCCGGCGAUCCGCAAGGCCGUCGGCAUUAAUUUACAUAACGCUAUCGUGGUUCUGGACGAAGCCCACAACGUUGAGGACACGUGCCGCAGCGGUGCGAGUCUAGAACUCACUGAACACAUGCUCACCAGUGCGGUCAAGUCGUUCGACGAUGUGAUCUGGCAGGAGUCCAAUAACCCACCUCCGCCUGGAGACCCGGAAGAUGUUGACGACGACGAUUGUUACGUUCUAUGGAGCACCGAAGACUCAAUGGAGAUGCUGCGUGACUGUAAGCUUCUAAAUGUGACUACCGGUGACAUGGAGGAGAUAUUCCAGCACGAGCAGAUGAAGUUGGCCACUCCAGGCAAGAAAAAUGCAGACGACUUCAAGCUUCUGAUUACGAAAAAGAUGCGAAUUAAUGACAAGAACGAAGAGGUAAUCGACACGACGCUAUGCAUCUGGUGCCUGAGCGCGGCGGUUGUAUUCUCAAGCCUGGCACUCCAAGCCCACAGCGUGAUUCUAGCUUCUGGUACACUUAGUCCCAUGGACUCUUUCGCUGGCGAGCUUGGCGUCGACUUUCCUAUCCGUCUGGAGUCGAAUCAUGUUGUAAACAUGCGGAAACAAGUAUUUAUCGGUGCAAUUAUGAACGGUCCGGGUAAUGUUGACCUCAUAUCAACGUACAAGAACCAGCAGAAGUUCCAGUAUCAGGAUUCAAUGGGCUUCUUGCUACUGCAAUACGCGCAAGUGAUUCCCGGCGGCAUUCUCAUGUUCUUCCCAUCGUACGCUCUGAUGCAUAUACUGAAGGCGCGCUGGCAACGCACUGGGAUCUGGGAUCAGCUCGGGAAGCACAAGCGAAUGUUUUGGGAGCCACGUCUUGGUGGCAAGGAGUUUGACGCACUGCUCAUUCAGUACAAGACCGUUAUAGCUGAGCAUUCAGUAUCACAUAGUACUCCGAGUGGUUGGGUCAACAGCGAAGAGCCGACCCAAACGGGAGCAAUUUUCCUUGCUGUGUAUCGUGACAAAGUCAGCGAAGGUAUAGAUUUCUCGGACGACAACGCGCGCGCAGUGCUUGCUGUUGGGAUUCCGUUCCCGAAUUUCAAGGAUCUCCAAGUAUCACUGAGGCGGGAGUAUCAAGACCACAAGUCGCGCGUGAACAGGAAGCUCGUGAAUGGCUCGUGGUGGUACAAGCUUCAGGCAUUUCGCGCGCUCAACCAAGCACUGGGUCGAUGCAUUCGGCACCGUCGGGAUUACGGAGCUGUCAUUCUGAUCGAAUCGAGGCACCGAGGUAACUCGCACGGGAACUCGCUGUCCAAGUGGAUGAGACCGCACGUUCAAGAGUUCUACUCGUCCGAGGACUGCAACCCUCUUUUUGCCGAGUUUUUUCAACGGAACCAGGUGGAGAUGCCCAUGGCGGCGCCUGCUCCCGAACCGGAACCAGCUCCGCUUCCAACUCCAGUGACAAAUGAGACGGCGCAAAACGGAUCAUUUAGUGACCCUAUUGUUCUCGAGUACGAAGAGGAUACCCCGAUCAAGGCCGAGCUUCAAAUAGUUCCUUAG
This is a messenger RNA of Phytophthora sojae, 2622 nucleotides long. RefSeq lists its product as hypothetical. Gene Ontology annotation, molecular function: DNA binding; hydrolase activity, acting on acid anhydrides, in phosphorus-containing anhydrides; DNA helicase activity. Bases 1 to 2622 code for a protein of 873 amino acids. NCBI's taxonomy places the organism in Eukaryota, Oomycota, Peronosporomycetes, Peronosporales, Peronosporaceae. Gene Ontology annotation, biological process: double-strand break repair involved in meiotic recombination; nucleotide-excision repair. The transcript is spliced from 5 exons. The record is from RefSeq and is a predicted model, not a curated record. Gene Ontology annotation, cellular component: nucleus.